AUGGUAAGGGCUACAGAUUCGCCUUUCACCGCAGCGGUACUUGAAUGCUUUGUACCGUCAAAGUUUCGCUUACCUCAACUAAAGCCAUUCGACGGACUCAAAGACCCUCAGGAUCAUCUUAAUACCUUUAAGACGACUCUAGGUCUUCAACAACCACCUGACGAGAUACUGUGUUGUUCCUUCCCAACCACUCUCAAAGGAGUUACAAGAGAAUGGUUCACGAAGUUGCCGACCUCGUCCAUAGACAACUUUGAUCAAUUAAGUAGUGCCUUCUUGCACCAUUUCAUAGGGGGGCAACGUCCAAAGAGGCCGGUAGACUACUUACUCACCAUAAGACAGGGAGAGAAGGAAACUUUGAGGUCGUACGUCAAACGAUUCACCCGGGAGACUCUGGAGGUGGAUAAAGCCGAUGACAAGGUGCAGCUGACGACCUUCAAGGCGGGGCUGAGGUCCAGAGAUCUCGUGGCCUCCCUCGCAAAGAAUCCACCAAAGACGAUGGCGGAAAUGCUCCUGAAGGCACAGAAGUACAUGAAUGCUGAAGAUGCUUUAGCUGCCAUAAAGGAUGCCGAGAAGCCAGGCGACAAGGCCAAGAGGGAAGACGAACGUAGGGGGCAGAAGAGAGAUCGACCAAAUCGUCGGAACAAUAACGGGAACAGGAGGAAAGAUGAUAAAAGUCCUCGGACGGACGAGCAUUAUCUCAAAUGGCCCAAACCAUUGCACUCAUCCCCCAACGUUCGCGACAAGAACAAGUACUGCCAGUUCCACAAAGAUCACAGCCACAACAUGGAAGAUUGCAGAGACCUAAAGGAGCAAAUAGAGGAGUUAAUACGGAAAGGGAAGUUACAGAAAUACGUGAAGAAGGGAGAAUAUAGCAAGUUCAGGGACGACAAUAAAAUCCAGCAUGAAUCCUUCUCCCGUGAUGACGACCGUCCGUCCCAGCCUCCACACAAGGUGAUUGGGGAGAUAAACACGAUUACAGGGGGGCCGUUUUCAGGAGGGUCGUUUAAAUCACUCAAAAAGGCAUACCAGAGACAGGUUAACAGCGUCCACGCCGUACCCCCGUCCAAGCACCGACGAACAUACCAGGACAUGUCUUUCAGUGAAGGAGACGCCAUGGGAGUGAAGCAGCCCCACAACGAUCCCUUAGUCAUAAUGCUGAAUAUAGAAGGGUUCAAUACCAAGAGGAUCCUCGUCGAUAAUGGCAGCUCCGCGGACAUCAUCUACCUCCCAGCCUUCCAGCAACUGAGACUAGAUCCAAAAAGACUGCGCCCUUUUGACUCUCCACUCGUUAGUUUCAGUGGAGACAGGGUCUACCCCAGGGGUAUAGUGACAUUGACGGUGACGGCGAGGACCUACCUAGUGCAGUUGACCCGACAAGUAGACUUCCUGGUGGUAGAUUGUCCAUCAUCCUACAAUGUCAUCGUUGGAAGACCCACGCUCAACAAGUGGAAGGCGGCAACGUCAACCUACUAUUUGAAGGUAAAAUUCCCAACAGAUAAUGGUGUCGGUGAAGUGAAAGGAGAUCAAGUCCUGGCAAGAGAAUGCUACCAAGCCGUCCUGGCUGGGAAGGAGAACCACACGUGGAUGAUUGAGGAAAAGGAAGAAGACAGGAUAGAGGCCCUAGAGACGAUGGAAUUGGUAGAAGGAGAAGCGAACAAGAUGACCAAGAUAGGAACGACGUUGAGCCCCGAGAUGAGAACAAGACUCAUAAGGUUCCUCAAAGAGAAUCUAAAUGUUUUCGCAUGGAGUCACGAGGACAUGUCGAGCAUAUCUCCAGAAGUCAUCCAGCAUAAGUUGAAUGUGGACCCAAAACGGAAACCCGUCCAGCAAUGA
Messenger RNA from Quercus lobata, 1833 nucleotides. RefSeq lists its product as uncharacterized. The record is from RefSeq and is a predicted model, not a curated record. Bases 1 to 1833 code for a protein of 610 amino acids. The transcript is spliced from 2 exons. Lineage: Eukaryota; Viridiplantae; Streptophyta; Magnoliopsida; Fagales; Fagaceae.